CACCGGGUCAGAUAGAAGUCCUUGUCACAAUGACAACAAACAAGCCAGCCAGAAGCAGAGAUCGCCCAUGUGCAUCACACUUCGAGUUUAUCUCCGUCGUGGGUGACAAUGUAGCCGGAGAUGCAGCCACGCGGCGACGCGUUCGCAGUCACGCGAUGGUCGACUAUCGCCGACGAACCGCUAAACCCAGGCGAAAGGAAACCAUAGCUACUGAGGUUGAUACGAACCCGCUGCUGCAGGGCUCUGCUUCGUUACCUCUGCCUUUUUCUCCGCCAUUGCAUGAAAAGCAGCAGUCCUGCACAGAUGGCUCUGUCGCGUUAGCUCCGCUCUCAAUGCUGGAUGCAAGCCGAUCGGACCCCUUCGGGACAUUCCCGAUCGAUACCGAUCGACGAACUCGUCGGCUCUGGGACCAUAUGUACGAUGGAACUUGUUCCAUGUUUCGAACCAUGCUCGACAUCGGCUUCCUCGAUGUCGUCCGUGAAACCAUCGCUCUAUCGCAAUUGUUAUCAGCCUCAUCGAAACACUUGGGACAUCUAUACGCCGACGACAGCAGCAUGGAUCACUACAGAUACACCGUUCAUGCGACAACUCUCCUGCAGCAGCGUCUAGGAGACCCCGCGACUUUUGUUUCCGACGAGGUGGUCGUUGCUGUGCUGGCCUUCUGUUGUUAUGCUAACAUGACGCGGGAUCCAAAGCUUUUGAACGUUCACAUGGAUGGUAUAUCCCGUAUCCUUGACUGCAGAGGUGGCGCCCAGUCUCUCGACUCUAACCCGCUGCUGAGGACCAUGCUGUAUUGGGUGGAUGUCAAUGGCGCAUAUAUCCAAGACAGUGUGCCUCGAUACCAACAACCUCUAGCGAUCCUGGCCGGUCGCAGUAAGCUCACCAUGGCCUCGUAUCGGUUCAACUUAUUGCUUGAGGGCGGAACGAACCGCCACGUCUUUGUCUCAUAUAUUCGUCAGAGCCUUGCCGAGUUGCAUAUGAUCAUGCUGUCCGAGUUAUUGAAACGGGAUCUCUGCUCUGACUCCACGAUACCAUAG
Aspergillus aculeatinus CBS 121060 is the source of this 1037-nucleotide messenger RNA. RefSeq lists its product as uncharacterized. The record is from RefSeq and is a predicted model, not a curated record. NCBI's taxonomy places the organism in Eukaryota, Fungi, Ascomycota, Eurotiomycetes, Eurotiales, Aspergillaceae. Bases 30 to 1037 code for a protein of 335 amino acids. The transcript has 5 exons.